ACCUGCGCAAUCGAAAGGGCGCGUUCGCGCGCGGCCGCCGCCGCCGCCGCGUCCGCUUUGGUCCGCUUUUCCCUCGCGAAUCGACGAUUCAACGGUGAAUUUUCUUGAACGGACGAACGAACGAGAAAUGAUUUCUGGUAUGUUGGCGACGAGUCUAACCAUUGGCGGCGUAAAAUGUAUGUCGUUCGUGUUUCGAGAGCUCAGCCGCGGAAUCCGUUCGCUUCGCCAAGGAGCGUUUGCGUCGAGAGGAAUGAAUCGCGAGGUAAUGAAGUUCCGAGAAGCUCAACCAUCCUUAUUAGCAAAUCAUCUGUGGUCAGAAUGUUUGCGUCCAGGGGAAGAACCGAGCCCCGCGGGGAACAUCGACAUCUGGAGACGAGAGGUCAGAGGCGCGGGUAGAUCGCUUCGGGCACCGCGGCCGCGGUGCCGGGGUACGCGGCGAUACGGAGGCGGCGGCGGCGGCAGCGGUGCAUAGCGCAAAAGUAAAUUCGCGGCUGCCGGAACAGUUCGCGGCCGCAGGUGAGCGAGCGAACGACCCGCUGCUCGAGAGAGUCCGGUGACUCGUGCGAGACGCGCGCGGACGCGGACUCGCAUACUCGUGCUCGCCCCGGUUGUACUCCCGAUCCCACCGGCGACGCCGCGGAUCCGUUUCGGCGUGGAUCCGCACUCGCGCGCGAGAUAGCGUUUCGACGGCAGGUUGAAAGGAAAAGAAGAAGAAGAGGAAGAGGAAAAUCGCGAAGAGCGAAGAGUCGCGCGGGACGGACGAGCAGUAGGCACGCGCGUCGUCGUCGUCGCGGACGAUGCGCGUCGCGGAGCCGAGCCUGGUCAGCGCGCCUCAUACCACGGACGCAUCUCACAGGGGGUCGCAGUGCGAACGAGCUCCCGACAGGAUGGAGUCCACCUGAGGAGGAAGUUUCUUACAUCUGCGCGUUUACAAAUCAGUUCAACACGCGUCCCGUCCGAAUUGCACGCCUCGUCUAGCCCGCCGAUCCCUCACGGAGGAUCGCAUCAUGGCCAAGUACAACGUCAACGAGGAAUACGAUAUGGAGAACCGCAGGGAGGUCACGCUCACCGGCUUCAGCAGCAACGCGCUCGACGACGUUCUUCGCAGCAACAAUAACGAGCCGAACACGUUGAACGGUAAUCCCAGCAGUGCUCACGCCAUCACCAAAGACGCGAAGAUUGUUAAUCUCGAGGUACCACAAGAUUCUGGCAGGAAUGCUCUAUGUACAUCCGGUAGAAGGUGGCUCUACCGACGGGCUAGAAGGUCUUGCAGGAAAAAACUACUAUUCAAAAGAAUACCGAUCCUAACGUGGCUGCCAAAUUAUCGGAAAGAUUACAUAGUGAACGAUCUAGUAGCUGGUAUUACUGUAGGCCUCACCGUCAUCCCUCAAGCCAUAGCGUACGCUAACGUCGCGGGAAUACCGUUACAGUAUGGGCUCUACUCGUCUUUCAUGGCCUGUUUCGUAUACACAAUUUUCGGCUCUUGGAAAGACGUGCCUGUCGGGCCAACCGCAAUCAUCGCGAUUCUAACGAGGGAAACUUUACAAAAGGCCCACCUAGGACCUGAUUUCGCCGUAUUGUUGUGUUUCGUCUCGGGCUGCGUCUCCUUAUUAAUGGGCAUUUUGCAAUUAGGCUUCUUACUGGAUUUUAUAUCGGGGCCAGUAUCCGUUGGUUUCACGUCGGCGGCGUCGAUUAUCAUUGCUACCAGUCAAGUAAAGGAUAUUCUUGGACUCAAAGUUUCCGGUACCAAGUUCGUGCAGGUCUGGCAAAGUAUCUUCGAGCAUAUCGGCGAGACGAGAGGCUGGGAUACCGCUUUGGGAAUUGUCUGUAUAAUCGUUCUUCUACUUCUCCGAAAAGUGAAGGAUAUACCAGUAGUUCCGAAAAAUACUAAAGUACCGUCGCGACUUCAACAACUUAUCACGAAGUCGUUCUGGCUUAUCUCCACUGCCAGAAACAUUAUCGUCGUGAUCGUUUGCGCAAUAAUGUGUUAUCUCCUCGAGAAGCACCUGGGAGAAUCACCCGUUAUUUUAACGGGACACGUAAAGCAAGGGCUUCCGGAAUUCAGUUUACCACCCUUCGAAGCUCAGGUCGGGAAUGAGACCUACCAUUUUAUCGAUAUGAUUUCUGCUCUGGGCACUGGCUGCCUAAUCGUUCCCAUGCUCAGCCUGCUAGAAACGAUUUCCAUCGCUAAAGCGUUCUCCGAAGGCAAAUCGAUAGACGCGACUCAGGAAAUGUUGGCGUUGGGUGCGUGCAAUGUGGUAUCGUCAUUUGUGUCUUCAAUGCCCGUGAGCGGCGGCCUCAGCCGAGGCGCGGUCAACCACUCGUCCGGGGUGAAGACAACGCUCGGUGGAGUCUACACCGGGCUAUUAGUGCUUAUAUCGUUGCAGUUUCUCACACCCUAUCUGUACUAUAUACCCAAAGCUGCCCUGGCGGCCGUCAUCAUUGCCGCGGUCGUCUUUAUGGUGGAAUUCCAAGUAGUAAAGCCAAUGUGGCGAAGUAAAAAAAUUGAUCUCAUACCGGCCAUAGCCACGUUCUUGUGUUGUCUUUUCAUACGACUCGAACUGGGUAUCGUUAUCGGCAUCGGUAUAAAUCUUUUGUUCCUACUUUAUGCCUCGGCCAGACCAACGUUACGAGUUCAUAAAGCUACGAGUAUCAGUGGUUGUGAAUAUCUUGUCAUAACUCCGGAUCGAAGUCUAGUGUUUCCAAGUGUCGAAUACGUACGAGCCGUCAUUAGUAAGCAGGGAUUACGAGAGGGUACCGCCGUGCCCGUCGUAAUAGAUUCUACGCAUAUCCAGGCAGCUGAUUUCACCGCUGCAAAGGGUAUCAAAACAUUGAUAGAGGACUUUACUAAACGGGGGCAGCCAUUAAUCUUCCAUAACUUGAAACCGAGCGUUAUCGAGAUCUUCAAAGGUGUGAAACCUUCGGGGCUCACGUGCAGUUCCAGCGAACUCGAGCUUAACGAUCAUCUUAAAGAAUACACGAAUGUAUCAACCGAAACUCUAAAUCGAUACUAAAAAUGUACAGAUGGAAAGAGUUGCGGAUUAUUCGACAUUUUUUUCUUCCCUAGCGAGCAUCAGUAUUGUUUUAUAGUAAAAAUACAAUGUCAUUUUUUUUUCGUUCAAGGCAGUGUUAUUGUAAGGUAAACGCUAUUUUCAAAAAUUAGCUAAUUAAAUAUUUUGUAUAUAUGUACGUAUAUAUAUAUGUUUACGAGCAUAAGUCAUUAUGAAAUUAGCAUGCAUCUUGUAAAUUCAUACGAUGUACACAGCGUAAUAUUUUUGUACUUACGAAAGGCGGAAGCCUAUAUAUACUCCCAAAAUGCAUACUUCCAAUUUAUUACUCUUACUUUCCGAAUUUAUUCAAAUUAGAUAGGAAGUAUAGAAUAAUUCAACGUUAUUGGUAAUACAGUUAAAAAAAUGUUAAGUUUUAUACAAAAUAUAAAAAAAAAGAUUAAAAGACGAAAAAAAAACAACAAACAAAACUUUUUAAUAAUUAUUCGUUUUAAUAGCUUAGAUGAUUUUAAUUUUUAUUUUGAUGAUAAUCUUGACUCUCACAAAGGUUUUUAACUAGUUACUGAUAUUCAACACUUGUUUGCAUACUUGUUAAUAAUUUUUUAAUUUAUUUAAAAUUUUUUCGAUAAUGAGCGACUACAACCUUCUUUUAUUAAUUUUGCGAUUCAAAAAUCAUUUUUUGUCUGUAACACCAAUAUUAGGUCAUCUCUCGUAUCUCAUUGUGUAUUAAAAUAAACACAAAUUGUGACAGCAUUGCAUUGUAAAUAAUUUCACUGUAAAUAUAUAAGAAUUCUACAAAAAAUAUAUGUGCAUUCGAUAAACGCGAGCUGAAGAGAUAUACAUACCUUGAAGAAUCAAUUAUUUCAAAGUAUCGUACAAUUGUUAACGUAUGAUAAUAUAAAAUAUAUACAUGUAUAUUUAAGAAAUUAACAUUAACACUAGUUGACGCUGAUUUCUCGAGCACCUCCGAAAGGAGUCGCUAUGUAGAACGCAGGUGUGCCGGGAUAUCUACAAACGGAAAUUAUUUUAACAUUUAUAUAUAAAACAAAAUAAAGCUUAACUUAAUACAAACG
Molecule: messenger RNA, 4081 nt
Organism: Solenopsis invicta (red fire ant)
Lineage: Eukaryota; Metazoa; Arthropoda; Insecta; Hymenoptera; Formicidae
Product: sodium-independent sulfate anion transporter
Exons: 12
Coding region: 1008-3014 (668 amino acids)
Biological process (GO): transmembrane transport
Cellular component (GO): membrane
Molecular function (GO): sulfate transmembrane transporter activity
Source: RefSeq, a predicted model, not a curated record